GUGGGCCUCCUACUCGAGCUCAGCAGCUGAGUGUGCCUGUCCUGCCUUGUUAUGUGUGUGCUGCAAUAAUAUUUCCCCUUUAAGGCUAGGCUUAAGUUAUUUAUACUUUGUAGGGUGGUGACAGGAACACAGAGCAGAGCGGAGCUCUGAACCGCUCUUACCUGAUCCGCAGCCAGGAAGGAAGCUCAGAAAAAGAGAGGGACUGCAAGAGAGAGCCCAAGGGAGGGGAAGAAAAAGCAGGCAGUCCCCGGGGAGGGGCUGGGGAGGGGACAAACCGGCAAAAAGAAAAAGAGGGAACCAGGGAAGAAGGAAGGAGCAAGGAGGGAGAGGUGCUCGGGGAGCGGCAGCUCUGCACAGCAGAAGGGCUGUGGGCGUCCCAUGCCAAGUGUCACCAAGGGGUGCUGAGCUUCAUCUCCCAAGAUGAUGAAGAGGCAGUUCAAUCGCAUGCGGCAGCAGCUGUCCCAUCCCAAUGCCACCAGCCGAGCCCAAGAAGCAACUGAGUUCCUGACAGAAGAUUUGCUGCAGAUCGAGCAGAGGAUCGAGCCAGCCAAGCGAGCAGCUCACAGCGUGUCCAAGCGGCUCCAGGCUUGUCUGCAGGGGCACUGCGGCGCCGAAAUGGACAAGAGAGUGUGGUAUGCAUCAGGGCGACUGAGCUGCCACACAUCAGCUCAUCAUCUCUUUUCCCAAACCUAUGGCUCUGUGCAGAAGAAGCUACCCUUGAUGGCUCUGUCUGCAACGAUGGCUGAGAGCUUCAAGGAACUGGACACAGAGUCCAGCCUUGGGAAAGCCUUGGAGAUGGGCUGCUGCAUCCAGAGUUUGCUGGCCAAGAUCUUGGCCGAGUUUGAGAUUGCUGUAGAGCGUGACAUCCUGCAGCCACUCAACAAGCUCAGCGAGGAGGAGCUUCCCAUCAUCCUGAAGCGCAAGAAGACCCUCCAGAAGCUGAUUUCUGACUGGAAUGCCAUCAAGAGCCGGCUGAACCAAGCUGCCAAGAGUUCCAGUAACAGUGCAGGAGCUGGAACUGGGCCAGGGGUAUCUUCUGCUGCCAACAAACUGGAGAUCCUGAAGGAAGAGGAGGAGGAGGUGAAGAGAAAGGUGGAGCAGUGCAAGGAUGAGUACAUGGCUGACCUCUACCACUUCUCAACCAAAGAAGACAGCUAUGCCAGCUACUUCAUCAGACUCCUGGAAAUCCAAGCCCAGUACCACCGGCAGUCUCUGGAAUCUCUGGACUCGGCUCUGACAGAGCUGAAGGAGAGCCACAGCCAGAAAGAGCCCUCCUUCACCACAGAAACCUCAGUGCUAGGCUACUACGGCGUGCCCCUGCAGACACACCUCAAGAACUUGGGCCGAGAGAUUGCUCUGCCUAUCGAGGCCUGUGUCAUGAUGCUGCUAGCCUCGGGCAUGAAGGAGGAGGGACUCUUCCGGCUGGCAGCAGGAGCUUCGGUGCUGAGGAAGCUGAAGAGCAGCUUGGCCAGUGGCUCUAACGCCCUAGAGGAGUUUUACUCAGACCCCCAUGCUGUGGCCGGCGCAUUAAAAUCCUACCUGCGAGAGCUACCCGAGCCUCUGAUGACCUUCAAGCUCUACGACGAAUGGAUCAAAGUGGCCAGCUUAAAGGACGUUGACAACCAGGUACAGAGCCUGAGAGACACCUGCAGCCACCUGCCCCAGGACAGCUACAACAAUUUGAGGUAUCUGAUCAAGUUUUUAGCCAAGCUGGCAGAGCACCAGCAUGUGAAUAAAAUGACCCCCAGCAACAUCGCCAUAGUGCUAGGCCCCAACCUGCUGUGGCCAGAGCAGAGCACAGGAGACCCUAUGCAACUGGACUUGGCCUCGGUCUCCUCCAUUCAGGUGGUGGGAGUCGUGGAAGCCCUCAUCCAGAAUGCAGACAUACUCUUCCCUGGAGAGAUAGAUUUCAAUGUCUCAGGGAUGUUCACACUGCCUGCGGAUGUCAGACUUAAUGAGGCUGCCCCAGUAGACACACUGCCACCCAAAUCCCCUCCAGCCUGCUCUCCAUCUCCCCUGGAUGAAGAGACCACAAAUGACUCUGAAGUGAGCUCCCAGCCUCCUUCCCCAGUGGUGACCAAGCCGUCCUCUGAAGCCACAGUGCCACCAGCUCCGACACCAGCCAAUGACACUGCCCGCAAAGCCAAGCGCCCGGCUCCAUCUCGACCCACAGGGCCACCGCCUUUAGCCCAAGCCCGAAGCAUGACCCCCGAGCACACCGCCAGCCCCAAGGCCCGGCCGCGACGGCUGGGCGCUCCCUCCAUCCCUCCACCACUGCCCCCACAGCCGGCACCGCGCCAUAGCCGUGAAUCCCUCACGUCCCCAGGGCUUCCCACCAUCAGUACUCCAAACUGCACCGCAGAUGAGGGGACAGCAGAAGGACAGAGCCCCUUGGCUGGAUCAACAACAGUGGAGAACGACUGAGCAAGGCACGGGGCUGCCAUCAGCUCCCACUUGCCUCCACUUCUUCAUCCGCCGCCAUGAGCCUUCCACCUUGCCCCAUCAGGAUGGGCAGCAGGGCCCAGACCCCUGCUGGUCCCCCCCCCCUCUGCCCACAGGCCCUCAUCCUCCCUCAGAGAGAGAAGGGAAGGCCCUGCGGUAUUUCGGCUGGGGGUGAGAAAUGCCUCAUCGUGCAGAGCCCUGCACCAGGGCCUGGCGCGGCUCAGGUGAGCGCGCAGCCGCCAUUUUGCCUCACGUUGCGUCACCUCGAGCCCACGAACAGGUACGGUUGGUUUGCCUGUGAAAAGAUUCUAUUUUUUAAGAAGAUAUAUAUGCCUGCGCACCCAUGUGGACAUGUAUAUAUCUGUACGUAUCGCGACUACACGAUGUCAAUAAACGCUGGGACGCGAGCGCU
This is a messenger RNA of Tympanuchus pallidicinctus (lesser prairie-chicken), 2854 nucleotides long. RefSeq names its product SH3 domain binding protein 1 (gene SH3BP1). Gene Ontology annotation, cellular component: cytosol; intracellular anatomical structure; cytoplasm. The record is from RefSeq and is a predicted model, not a curated record. The coding region runs from base 421 to 2424 and encodes 667 amino acids. Gene Ontology annotation, molecular function: protein binding; GTPase activator activity. Gene Ontology annotation, biological process: regulation of Rac protein signal transduction; signal transduction; regulation of actin cytoskeleton organization. Lineage: Eukaryota; Metazoa; Chordata; Aves; Galliformes; Phasianidae. The transcript is spliced from 18 exons.